Taeniopygia guttata (zebra finch) is the source of this 3631-nucleotide messenger RNA. RefSeq names its product pantothenate kinase 2 (gene PANK2). Gene Ontology annotation, cellular component: cytosol; nucleus. The record is from RefSeq and is a predicted model, not a curated record. Lineage: Eukaryota; Metazoa; Chordata; Aves; Passeriformes; Estrildidae. Gene Ontology annotation, biological process: coenzyme A biosynthetic process. Gene Ontology annotation, molecular function: pantothenate kinase activity; ATP binding.
UCCCAUUGGCGCAUCCUCCUGUCGCUCAGCGCCGCGGGGAGCGCGGAUUGGCGGCCGCCUCACGGGGUGUCCCGCCCCGCGGGGCCGUGCGACGCAGGCGCGCCGGGGGCGGUGGUUGCGGCGGUGGCGGCUGAGCGGGGCCGGAGCGGGGCCGGGCGGCCCAUGGGGCCGGGCCGCGCUGCCCAUGGAGUCGCCGCGGAGCUGCGGCGAUGGCGCGGAGGACGAGAAGAAACCGCGGCGGCGGGGCGGCGGUGCGGACGCCGGGCCCUCGCAGCUGCGGCGGCGGAGCAGCGGGGGCGCGGACGGCGCGGCGGUUCCGCAGCCCCGCGAACGCGGCGGGUCGGUGAGCCGGCAGCGGCGGGACUCGGUCCGCAAGAACCGCCCGCUCUUUCCCUGGUUUGGCUUGGACAUCGGAGGCACCUUGGUCAAACUGGUUUAUUUUGAACCCAAGGACAUCACGGCCGAAGAGGAAGAGGAAGAAGUGGAAAACCUCAAAAGCAUCCGCAAAUACCUGACAUCAAACGUAGCCUAUGGCUCCACAGGCAUUCGGGAUGUGCACCUUGAGCUCAGGGACCUUACCCUGUGUGGACGUAAAGGCAAUCUGCACUUUAUACGCUUUCCUACUCAUGACAUGCCUGCUUUUAUCCAAAUGGGAAGCGAAAAGCACUUCUCGAGCCUCCAUACUACCUUAUGUGCCACGGGAGGUGGAGCGUACAAAUUUGAGCAGGACUUUCGCACAAUGGGUGACCUUGAGCUGUGUAAGCUCGAUGAGCUGGAUUGCCUCGUUAAAGGAGUGCUGUACAUCGACUCCGUGGGCUUCAAUGGACACUCGGAGUGUUACUAUUUUGAGAACCCCACGGAUGCUGAGAGGUGCCAGAAGCUCCCUUUCAACCUGGAGAAUCCCUAUCCUCUCCUCCUGGUGAACAUUGGCUCAGGGGUCAGCAUUUUGGCUGUCUAUUCCAAAGACAACUAUAAACGGGUAACAGGCACCAGCCUUGGAGGGGGAACCUUCUUUGGUCUCUGCUGCCUUCUGACGGGCUGCUCCACGUUCGAGGAGGCCCUGGAGAUGGCAUCCCACGGGGACAGCACCAAGGUGGACAAACUGGUGAGGGACAUCUAUGGAGGAGACUACGAGCGCUUUGGGCUGCCAGGCUGGGCUGUGGCAUCCAGCUUUGGAAACAUGAUGAGCAAGGAGAAGAGGGAAUCUGUCAGCAAGGAGGACCUGGCCAAGGCCACUUUAAUCACCAUCACCAACAACAUCGGCUCCAUAGCGCGGAUGUGUGCCCUUAACGAGAACAUCAACCGUGUGGUGUUUGUGGGCAACUUCCUUCGGAUCAACACCAUCUCCAUGAGGCUCCUGGCCUACGCCCUGGACUACUGGUCAAAGGGACAGCUAAAAGCACUUUUCUUGGAACAUGAGGGUUACUUCGGCGCAGUCGGCGCUCUCCUGGGCCUCCUGGACUCAGCCUGACUCCCUGCAGGAUCUGUGUUGCACCUAUGGAUUCAGGGCACUCCCUGGGCCACUGAGCCGUGGUUUGGGGGUCACUGAGCCCGUGUUUCGUGUCACAGCCCCCACUGAGACUGUUCCACUGUGGUGGACAGUGUGGGGAUGGGUGUCUGCAAGGGUUGAAAUCCAUCUGGGAUUACAGCGCAGGUUUGUCCCAAAGGAUGUGAUUGGAAUACACUGGCUGGACAUGGGCGUGUCUGGGAAGGUCAGUGGGGCGUUUCAGUCACAUGGAAUUGCCCUUUUUAGGGCAAUUUUUUUAGUUUUACUCUGUGUUUAAUGACGGUGACAAAACAGGGCAGGGGCACUCUGCUCCUUCUGCUGGGAUCCCUUGGAGUGCCAAGUGCCCAGGUCAGUUCUGUGUUCACAAUCAGAGGUUCUCCAUGUGCUGGAAAACGGUCUGGGAAAGGGGAAGAGCAUCAGCACAGCCCUGGUGUGUGUAACUAACUCCCUGUGGCCCCUGGAUCCACACUGGGACACAGCUGUGCUGUCAGCCAGGCUUUAUUUAUCCCUGUUCCACGUGUCCUUGUCUCUGUCCUAGGCACAGCACGGGUCUGUGCCUCAGGGUGAGUCCCAUUUCGGCCUCCAGCUCUCCUGCACAGUCCUUUGGGAUGGUGUCAGUCACCCUCCAGCCUUGAGAUCUAAAUUUGAGGGUGGAAUUGGGAUAUUUGUUGUUUGUUUGUCUGGGGUUUUCUCUCUGUUACCAAAUUCCACCAAAGACACACUUCCUUCAGUCGCACUUGGAUCUCUCUAAUAUUCCAUGUUGCAUUUUUAAUGGCUGCACUCCUGUCGUUUUGGGGGAAUUCUCCCCCUUCCAUGUGUGCUCUACUCCCUCUUUUCCCUGUGCAUGCUGCCAGGCAGCCUGAGAGCAGGAUGCUGCAGUGUGGAGCCCCCGUGGAAGCUGCACCCUGAGGAUGGGGGGUUGCAAUGGAUCCUGCACGCUCAAUAAACGCUCUGUAAAAGCAACGAGGUAUCUGCACCUUCCCUCGGGAUGGGAGCUCAUGGAGACACAGCUUUGGAAGUGCUCUGUGGAGCGCAGGGAAAGCUCCUCAGAUCCUUCAGAUCAGGUGAGGGUGUCAGGUUUAUCCCAGGAUAUCAGAAUGACCAUCACCCUGACCCCAACACACCCUUCCAGUCCUGGUUUCUUCCCAGAAAAACCAGUUUCCAGCUCUCUGAUCCCCCUGUGAGCCUGGCUGGAAGUGCUGAGCAGUCCGAGGUGGGUUCCUUGUGUGGCACCUCCCUCUGAAAAGGGAGGAACCUACAGAUUCAGAGGGUGAUUGCUUUGCUGUUUGUCUCUAAACCUCAGCUGCCUGUGAGCUGGGAUUGUGGGCACAGCCAGGGAUUUGAUCACAGUAAAAUCAGGGAAAAAAGACUGCUGCUCUGUUCCACAAGGUGGUACUGGACAGCUGAAGGCUGGAGCAGGAUCAUACAGCUCAGGGAAUGGUUUGGGUGGGAAGGGAUCUCAAAGCCCCUCUCACUGCACCCUACUGUGGGCAGGGACACCUCCCACUGGCCCAGGGUGCUCCUGUCCAACCUGGCCUUGGACACUUGCAGGAAUCCAGGGUGGGCAGCCUGUUUGGGAUCAGCUGAUUUCAAGUUCUCGUUUAGUCUUCACUCCUUAUGAAAUCACACAAAGGUUCCCAAACUCUCCAUUAGAAACAUCUCCAUUUCCAGAGUGCUGACUGAAGGGUUUUGGGACUCAGCUCCUGCUGUCCCACCUGAAAUUUAACACAAAUUUAACCUGGCUGGCCUUUCACCCACCCUCACAGCCAAAGCUCAUGGAAAAGGCACAGAAACUUUGGGUUUUUGGGAUGUCUGUGUGCCUGGGACCUGUGUGGCUCCUUGAUGUAACUGCAAGGCUGGGAAUUCCCAGCAGCAAUCCCAGAGCCCGAUCCACCCCAUCCCUGCCCCAAACUGGUGUCCCUGGGCUCAGCAUCCUGCAGGUUUUCCACUUCCUCACUCCAUACAUGUGUGUGUAACUCCCUCUUCUCUGGAUUUUGGAGUAGAUCCAGCACGAGCUGAUCCCUGCACCAAAGUUCCUGGCUUAUUGUCUAUUCCUUUUUUGUAAACUGCUUGAUUUUUUUCUUCUUAUAUAAAAUAUUACAGUUAUUUUUUAUAUGCUUCAAA